UGAUCAAAGUUAGAUUUAUGUGACGUCAUUAUGGCCUGGUUGGGUUAGGUUUGCUUGGAAAUUUUUGUUAAAAAUCUCGUAUUUUGGUGUAUUAUAUGUUGAACAGCUUAUUUUAGAAUAGUAAUAUAAAUACCUCAUAGAUUAACGGUAAUCCUGGUGCCAAGGAGUAAUUGUGUCGGUGACAUUUUCUGGCGAAAAUGAAUCGCCAUGAAGGAGUCAGCUGUGAUUCUUGUUUGAAAAAUAACUUCAGAGGACGACGGUACAAAUGUUUAAUAUGCAUCGAUUACGACUUGUGCGCUGCCUGUUAUGAGAGUGGCGCUACCACAAACCAACACACAACAGAGCACCCUAUGCAAUGUAUUCUUUCCAGAAGUGACUUUGAUCUGUACUAUGGCGGCGAGGCCCUCGCCCUGGAGCAGCCGCAAGCCUACACGUGUCCGUUCUGCAACCGCAUGGGAUUCACAGAUACUGCACUCAUGGAGCACGUCACAGCCGAGCACGCAGAUACUACACUUGCCGUGGUUUGUCCAGUAUGCGCUUCAAUGCCGGGCGGAGAACCUAAUUUCGUGACAGAUGACUUUGCUGGUCAUCUCACCCUUGAACAUCGAACUGGCCCUAGAGAUCUCAUCUCAUUUUUAGACGAGCCGAGCGGCAUCCGGCACGGCGGCGUCCGGCGCAUGCCGCACGCAGGCCGCGGCGUCAGCCGCGCCAGGCGGACCAACAUGCACUUCAGCACCAGCGGCGGGUUGUCGUCGCUGUCGCCGUCGUCGCGCGACGCGGUGGUGGACCCCAUCGCGGAGCUGCUGUCGCAGCUGUCCGGCGUGCGGCGCGGCACCGGCCAGCCCGGCACGCCCAGCCAGCUGCAGCAGCUGCAGAUGCAACUGCAGCUCGAGCGACAACAGGCCACGGCGGCGCGGCAGCAGCUGGAGCGGCUGCCGCGCCGGCCCGCCGCCGCCGCCGCCGCGCCGCCGCCGCAGCCGCAGCCCGCCGCCGCGCCGCCGCCCGCCGCCGACCACUCCGACUCCCAGUACCUGCUCUCCGGCUUCCUAGGAGCGACGACGGGCGUGAUGGGCCCGGAGGCGGAGACGCGCGCGGCGCUGCUGCGGGGGCUGGUGCUGGCGUCGCUCGGGCCCCCCGCGCCGCGCCCGCCGCCGCCCGCCGCGCCCGCGCCCGCGCCGCCCGCGCCGCCGCAGCCGCAGCCCCAGCCGCAGCCGCAGCCCGCGCUGCCGCUGCCGCGCGCCAAGCCGCAGCCGCGCACCAAGGAGGCGGCGGCGCGCGCGCACCAGGUGGCGCGGCAGCUGCCGGAGGGCAGGUAGGAGCGCGGGGGCCGCGCGCCGGAGCCGCCGCCGCGCGUGCGGCGCGCGCGAGCGGCGCCGGCGGCGCCCCAGCGGCCCGCGCCCCCUGAGCCCCGCCCGAAGCCCGAGGCCGGCGUGGCGGCCCCGCGGCCGACGUCCGAGCCGCGCCCGAGGCCCGAGGCCGGCCGCCGGGCCCCGCGGCCGACGUCCGAGCCGCGCCCGAAGCCCGAGGCCGCGCCCGGAGCCGCCGCGCCCUGUACAGACGUCGGUAGAUGAAACUAUUUAAUGUUUAUUCGUUAGAUCGUACGGUAGUCUAUAUAAUAUUAUUUAUCCUCGCCGCGCGGCCCGCGGGUCGCGCGACGGUGUACAUAUGCGGCCGCGGCCGCCGCCGCCGCUCCGGUCAGACCGGGGCCGCGAUCGACUCGUUUCGUUGUUUUCGCUAACACUUAUUAGUGGAUGCUUAUGUUUGUUUUGUUGGCUUUCGAAAAAUCAGUGUGGUUUCCUUUGUCGUAGAGAGUAAAUAGCUAUGGAAUGUUUUAAUCGAUUUAAAUACAUAAUUAAAUUAUAAAUAAUUAUCGUCGGAUAGGCAGCGUUACGUUAUUAAUUUAACUCUUAAUGUUCAAGGGGAGCCGGUGGAGACUGAUAUUUUAACAAUUGUCGUCCAUAUUGAAACAGCAAGUGGUAGCAAUAUUGACAAUGACCAACAAAGUGUAGUGAUACUUAUUAGUUCAUAGUAAUUUUUUGCAGUUGAAAAUUUUUUUGUGUCGAAGUAGAAAUAUACAUAAAUAUUAAAAGAUGUGUACAUGACCACAUCCCGGUGGUUUGUUUAAUGAAAACUGGCUCCUCUACUAUUCUUGUAAAAAACAAAAGUCGAACUGGUAAAAAACUACUUACCCGCAAUUUUUUCACUAGCUACCCAAAAGAAUGUGCUUAUUAGUUUGAUUAUUAUACUCCAACAUUACAAAAUGUUUGUAUGUACCCUAAUUAAAUUCUAUAAUAUUAAAAA
Molecule: messenger RNA, 2301 nt
Organism: Cydia fagiglandana
Lineage: Eukaryota; Metazoa; Arthropoda; Insecta; Lepidoptera; Tortricidae
Gene: Kcmf1
Product: E3 ubiquitin-protein ligase Kcmf1
Exons: 9
Coding region: 198-1316 (372 amino acids)
Biological process (GO): synaptic signaling
Cellular component (GO): plasma membrane
Molecular function (GO): zinc ion binding
Source: RefSeq, a predicted model, not a curated record